Messenger RNA from Cucumis sativus (cucumber), 1993 nucleotides. RefSeq names its product cytochrome P450 CYP82D47. Gene Ontology annotation, molecular function: heme binding; iron ion binding; monooxygenase activity. NCBI's taxonomy places the organism in Eukaryota, Viridiplantae, Streptophyta, Magnoliopsida, Cucurbitales, Cucurbitaceae. The record is from RefSeq and is a predicted model, not a curated record. The transcript has 2 exons. Gene Ontology annotation, biological process: defense response to other organism. Bases 308 to 1897 code for a protein of 529 amino acids.
UACGAAUCUCUCUUUCUUCCGAUCUCUGUAUUUAUACCCUAGUCUUAUUCUCUUGAGAUCAGGCAAGUAAAAUCGUCAAGAAAAUAAUACCCAGAAUUAUAAUCUCUAAGUUUCAAUUCAUCUUUAGCAACGGUAUUCCCUCUGUCCCCUUUCAUUUUCUGUUAUUAUCAUUUCCUCACCACCUCUAAUGUUGCCCAGAAACUCUGCAAAUUUCUGGAACACUCUAUUUCUUUAAGCAAACCAAUGUGAAUUAUCCCACACUUUUAAACGCCACAACACAAUAAACCCUACCACCCCACUAAUCUAAAUGGAAUUACAAUUCUCAGCUUCAUUCUCCUCUCCCAAAAUAAUGAUCUCUAUGUCUCUAUUUAUUCUCAUAUUCUUUCUCUAUACUCUCUUCUGGCUUUUAAAUCUUACAUCAUUAUUCACGUCUCAACGUCGUAAAAACAACCUCCAGCCACUCCCAGUAGCCCGCGGCGCCUGGCCGGUGAUCGGCCACCUUCAUCUCCUAAGCUCGUCUGAACCAGGCCACAAAACCUUGGGCAAAAUGGCAGAUUCCAAUGGACCAAUUUUCACAUUGAAAUUGGGUAUCCAUAGAGCAAUAGUCGUGAGCAAUUGGGAAAUUGCACAAGAGUGUUUAACUACAAACGACAUAAUAUUUGCAUCACGCCCUAAACUUACUUCCGCAAAGCUACUAGGCUAUAAUAAUUCAAUGUUUGGCCUUGCGCAAUACGGCCCUUUCUGGCGUCACAUGCGCAAAGUAGUCUCUCUUGAACUCCUCUCCACUCAUCGUCUCCAACAAUUUCAACCCAUCAGAAUAUCUGAAAUCCAGAGUUCCAUCAACAAGCUAUACCAGUUAUGUACCAAAGAGAAACCGUUGGUGGAGAUGAAGGCGUGGUUCGAAGACAUAACACUCAAUAUCAUGUUCAAAAUCAUCUUCGGAAAGCGAUUCACCGACGAUUUAAAAGGAGAUCAAGAUCAUCGAAAGACGUUCAGGAAUUUAAUGGAGUUAUUUGGAGUGUUUGUACCAUCUGAUUCGUUACCGUUUUUGAGUUGGUUGGAUUUGGGAGGAUAUGAAAAGGCUAUGAAAACGACAUCAAAAGUCUUAGACGAGGUGUUUGAUAAAUGGCUUGAAGAACAUCGUCAAAGGAAAAUUGAAAACAAUGAUAAUGGUGCAGAGGACUUCAUGGAUGUGAUGCUUUCUAUCAUUAAAGAUGAUGAUGAACAACUUUCUGGCUAUGUUGGCGAUUCAGUCAUAAAGGCUAAUUGUUUGGCUAUGAUAUUGGCUGGAUCUGAUACUACUACAACAACAAUGACAUGGACUCUUUCUUUACUUCUAAACAAUCAAGAAACACUUAAAAAAGCUCAGAUUGAGUUGGAAGAACAAGUUGGGAGACAAAAACAGGUGACAGAAUCCGAUGUCAAAAAUUUAAUAUAUCUCCAAGCUAUUGUGAAGGAAUCUUUACGUCUUUAUCCUGCUUUACCAAUCUCAAUCCCUCAUGAAUCUACUGAAGAUUGUUCUAUUUUUGGCUACCAUAUCCCCUCAAGAACACGCCUAAUAGUAAAUAUUCAAAAGCUCCAAAGAGAUCCUCUUGUUUGGGAGGAACCUAAUGAAUUUCGGCCAGAAAGAUUUCUAACAACUCAUAAAGACUUCGAUGUUAGAGGUCAAAAUCCUCAAUUGAUUCCAUUUGGAAAUGGUCGAAGGAUGUGUCCUGGUACAUCUUUUGCCUUCCAAAUUAUUCAUCUUACGCUUGCAAAUCUACUUCAUGGAUUUGAAAUUGAUAGACCAUCAAAGGAUUUACUUGAUAUGGAAGAGAGUGUUGGACUGACCAGUACUAAGAAAUCUCCACUCGAGGUUGUUUUAACUCCACGGUUGCCUGCUCUAGGUUCCCAUUGAUUUGGCCAAGUGACGGAAAAGAAACUAUAAAUGUAACUUCACUAUUGUAUAUAUAGACAUGUGGUUUUGAUAAUAAUAAAACAUCCUAUUCUAUCA